CUACGCCGCGGUUGGGAUCCGUUCGGACGCGGCCACGUUGUCUCGCGCGCUGAGCGCCGGGUCCUGUGGGCCGGGCCCGCGGCGCGCCCUUAGUGACACCCCUCAAGCGGCUACCGAGCUCAAGUGGGGCCUCAGGACCCCCGCGGUCGCUGUGCCCUGGGCUGCCGCGCCGGGUGCGGCCCACCCCCUCGAAGGUUCCAGCGCGCGGGUACUUCAGGGCUCUGGGCCCGCGAGGCGCCGCCCUCCGGCCGCCCGGCCCCGUCCCCGCCGCGACCCCGGAGGGCGCGCGGUCGAGUUGUGCUCGGCGCAGAGCCGGGCGCCGGGGGCCCAUGUCCGUGCUCCCCUGCGGGCCCGCGCCAUGGCCUCCGGGAGCGUGGCUGAGUGCCUCCAGCAGGAGACCACUUGCCCCGUGUGCCUGCAGUACUUUGUCGAGCCCAUGAUGCUCGACUGCGGCCACAACAUCUGUUGCGCCUGCUUGGCCCGCUGCUGGGGCGCGGCGGAGACCAACGUGUCGUGCCCGCAGUGCCGGGAGACCUUCCCGCAGCGCCACAUGCGGCCCAACCGGCACCUGGCCAACGUGACCCAGCUGGUGAAGCAGCUGCGUACCGAGCGGCCGUCGGGGCCCGGCGGCGAGAUGGGCGUGUGCGAGAAGCACCGCGAGCCGCUGAAGCUCUACUGCGAGGAGGACCAGAUGCCCAUUUGCGUGGUGUGCGACCGCUCCCGCGAGCACCGCGGCCACAGCGUGCUGCCGCUCGAGGAGGCGGUGGAGGGCUUCAAGGAGCAAAUCCAGAACCAGCUGGACCACCUAAAAAGAGUGAAAGACUUAAAGAAGAGGCGGCGGGCACAGGGGGAGCAGGCAAGAGCUGAACUCUUGAGCUUAACCCAGAUGGAAAGGGAGAAGAUUGUGUGGGAGUUUGAACAACUCUAUCACUCCUUGAAGGAGCACGAGUAUCGCCUUCUGGCCCGCCUUGAGGAACUGGAUUUGGCCAUCUACAACAGCAUCAAUGGUGCCAUCACCCAGUUUUCCUGCAACAUCACCCACCUCAGCAGUCUGAUUGCACAGCUAGAAGAGAAACAGCAACAACCCACCAGGGAGCUUCUGCAGGACAUCGGGGACACACUGAACAGGGCUGAAAGAAUCAGGAUCCCUGAGCCUUGGAUUACGCCUCCAGAUCUGCAAGAGAAAAUCCACAUUUUUGCCCAGAAGUGUCUGUUCUUAACUGAGAGUCUGAAGCAGUUUACAGAAAAAAUGCAGUCAGAUAUGGAGAAAAUCCAAGAGUUGAGAGAGGCUCAGUUAUACUCAGUGGAUGUGACUUUGGAUCCAGACACAGCCUACCCCAGCCUAAUACUCUCUGAUAAUCUACGGCAAGUUCGAUACAGUUACCUCCAGCAGGACCUACCAGACAACCCUGAGCGGUUCAAUCUGUUUCCUUGUGUCUUGGGCUCUCCAUGUUUCAUCGCUGGGAGACAUUAUUGGGAGGUAGAGGUGGGAGAUAAAGCCAAGUGGACCAUAGGUGUCUGUGAAGACUCAGUGUGCAGAAAAGGUGGAGUAACCUCAGCCCCCCAGAAUGGAUUCUGGGCAGUGUCCUUGUGGUAUGGGAAAGAAUAUUGGGCUCUCACCUCCCCGAUGACAGCCCUCCCUCUGCGGACACCUCUCCAGCGGGUAGGGAUUUUCUUGGACUAUGAUGCUGGUGAGGUCUCCUUCUACAAUGUGACAGAGAGAUGUCACACCUUUACUUUCUCUCAUGCUACUUUCUGUGGUCCUGUCCGGCCCUACUUCAGUUUAAGUUACUCGGGAGGGAAGAGUGCAGCUCCUCUGAUCAUCUGCCCCAUGAGUGGGAUCGAUGGGUUUUCAGGCCAUGUUGGGAAUAAUGGUCAUUCCAUGGAGACCUCCCCUUGAAGUGAACUCAGGCCAAAAGUGCUGUUGGCUCUAAUCCUACCCUAGGUAUAAGGCAUCUUGUUGCCUUGCCACUUUGUUCAUCACAACUGGAUAUCUCCACUUUUCAUGCUUCUGCAGUGGGAAUAUGAUAUCCAUGUUCUCUACCAUCCUGUCCCUUCCCACAGAAAUUGUGAAAUAUGAGAAGCCUCAAAAUUGCCCAGAAGUCAAAUUUAGUGUCCACCUCCAGUGGUCUACACUUUUUACAAAUUACUGGAGAGGAUAAAGAAAAUGGAUCAUCUUAGGGUCUAGAGAGCCAUUUAAGAUAUUUACAUCUGGUUCAGCUCCAUAUAUUGGUCAUGGGUUCUUGUCAUUUCUGGACUAAGGGUCCUUUCUAAGAUCCUAAGGUGAAACUAUAGGACCUGACAGCAUGGUUCCCGUUAUCCCAGUUUCUCUUUAUGGGACUAGUACCUCUCCUCUUGACUACCAAUCUGCCAUAGUUUUAUUAACUCCGUUAAAGAGGCUUAUGUGUUUUGAUUAGUUACAGUUAUUUUACAAUAAUGUGGGAAAUGACCCCACCUCUGUUACGAGAUAAUGCUCUAAUCAGUGUGCUCUUUGCCUCUGUGUCUUUCUGAGGACUCUGUCUGCUCCCUUCAUUCUAAUGAAAGGUGUAUCCAGGUGCUAGAUACACAUCACCCAGGGUUAUUUUCUGCCCAACAUCAUCUGUUGUCUUAGCUCCCCUUCCACUGACUUUUGUGGACUGAUGGUCAGUCAUAUGCCAUACCUGGAAGGAUUCUGGAGCAAUAUUCCAGGAAUUCAUUGACUUCUGCUCCCUUUUUCUCCAUCUCCUUUGCGGGGUGGGGAAAUUGACCUUUCUGAUGUGUGUACUGUGCAGGGGCAGUUCAUUGCCCUAGCCAUUCAAAUCAUAAAGCAUUCUGGUGUUAAGGCAGAUCACUUUGAACAAAUUCCCAUCACAGUUAUUAGUUCUACUUCUUUGGGUACAUGCCUCUCUGUUUGAAAAUAAAGUAAGUAUGGAUGUUGUUUA
This is a messenger RNA of Erinaceus europaeus (western European hedgehog), 2921 nucleotides long. RefSeq names its product tripartite motif containing 27 (gene TRIM27). The coding region runs from base 359 to 1900 and encodes 513 amino acids. Gene Ontology annotation, biological process: protein K63-linked ubiquitination; negative regulation of viral transcription; negative regulation of transcription by RNA polymerase II. NCBI's taxonomy places the organism in Eukaryota, Metazoa, Chordata, Mammalia, Eulipotyphla, Erinaceidae. Gene Ontology annotation, molecular function: zinc ion binding; protein binding. The record is from RefSeq and is a predicted model, not a curated record. The transcript is spliced from 8 exons.